UCUCGAGACAAACCACCUGCGAUAUCUGUUUUCUAAGCAAAUGUGCUGCUUGCUUCCACGCAGAAGUGCAAAAAUGUGGCCGAAGUUUCCUUCAAUACUUUCUGCGCUAGUACUUUCAGGUUUUCUGACGACAACAACGAGCAUGUAUAGAAACAGCACGCCCUGGUUCGUGAAUCCCGGUUACAAGGACAUAGUCAUGUUUUACAACACUAGUCAGCCUAUAUGGACUGUCUUGUCAACUGAUACAAGCAAUCUAACGUGCCAAGUCGACAAAAUGUACAAUAUCACUUUUGAAUACGUCGUCUUUGAGAGGUGCUAUAAAAUACACGAGAACGUAUCUGACUUUUACUUGCUCGGACGCUUCACCAAUUGGAACACGCAACCAAACCGAUGGCCCGACAGCAGGAGGCCGCGCUAUGAUCAGAUGGUUCUCCGUUAUUUAGGUUUUUCAUUUGAAUUUGGCUCGGAUAUAUUAUUGUUCUAUUUCGGUAACUGUGGUGUGUUUAAAAUUAUCAGGGAAAAAGGAGAACGUAUGUGGCUGGAGCUUCGGGUGUGGAAUGUUACUGUGAGCGGUAUAAGUGCACUUUGCACGACAUACUUUUAUCAGCACCAAAGACACAAGCACCGCACAGUUUAUACUCCUCAGUGCCAGCACAUCAUGAAGCCUGUCUUCAACAGAAGCGCAUGGAGUUGAAGCUUCGCCAUUCUGAAACCUAAAUAAAAAAAAC
Rhipicephalus microplus (southern cattle tick) is the source of this 728-nucleotide messenger RNA. RefSeq lists its product as uncharacterized. Lineage: Eukaryota; Metazoa; Arthropoda; Arachnida; Ixodida; Ixodidae. The record is from RefSeq and is a predicted model, not a curated record.